GCAGUGCCCGCUGGCGUUGUGUAAGGCGUUUUGUAACCGCGGCCGGGCCUAAUCCCGGCGUCUGCCAGCACUGCCUGCUGUGUCCCGGCACCCGCACCCGCACCCGCACCGGCACCGGACCGGCACCCGGACCAGCACCCGCACCCGCACCGGACCGGCACAGCCGGACGCUGGCACAACUGGACUCCUCCAGCUCAGCCAGAUGCCUCCGCACUGCCGGACCCCCAGGCACAGGCAGAGCCCCACAGCACUGCUGGACCCCCCCGGCACACCGGACCCCCUCGGCACACCGGACCCCCCUGGCACACUGGACCCCCCACCACAGCUAGACCCCCUCACAGAGCCGGACCCUCUGAUGCUGCCGGACCCCCCUGGCACAGCCAGUGACACCGGGGAGGACGUGGGGCUGCAUUGUGCCUCCCCACCACUGCCCCCUGUCACGGUGACAUCCUUCUCGGGCACCAUCCGCCUCUACCACAGUGCCAUUGAGGGGUCCCCUCCAGCCCCCCCCGGCAGACCCCUGCUGCUGCUGCUGCCUUGGCUGGGGGCACGGGCACGGGGGCUGGCACGGUAUCUGGCGCUCUACCUGCGCCACGGCAUGGACGUGCUGGUGGUGGGGACAACGGUGUGCCACAUCCUGUGGCCAUGGCAAGGGCAGCGCCUGGCAGGGCAGCUUCUGCGGCUGCUGGACCACUGCGGAGAUGGUGGCAUUGGUGGUGGUGGUGGCAGCGAUGGUGACGGCAGUAGUGGGUGUGGUGCUGGUGGCAACGGUGGUGCUGGUGGCAGUGGUGGCUGUGGCCUGGCCACCCGCCCGCUGCUGGUGCACGCCAUCUCUGCCGGUGCCUACACCUUUGCCCAGGUGCUGCUGCUCCUCCACCACCAGCCCCAGCAGUGCCAACGCCUGGCACCGCGCUUCCGUGGCAUCAUCUACGACAGCCUGGUGACUGGUGGCUUCGGGGACAUGGCGCAGGGCAUCGCUGGCACAGUGGGCACGCCGUCCCUGCGGGCCCUAGUGCGUGCCGGUGCCUGGCUGUACCUAAGGGUGCUGGGGUGCUGGGGGGGGCAGGAGUUUGAGCGGGCACGAGGCGCUUUCGCCAGCCCCCCCCUGCGCUGCCCCCUCCUCCUCUUCUACUGCCUGGAUGAUGGGCUAAGCCAGCCAGCAGUGCUGCGGGCGCUGCUGCAGGGCUGGCGGGCACAGGGCAUCCGUGCCCAUGCCUGGGGCUGGCCACACUCCCGCCAUGCCGCCCACCUGCGCCAGCACCCCGCCGAGUACUGCCGCACCCUGCUCGCCUUCCUGCGCUCACUGGAGGGCCCCCCUCCCACCAAGGCCAGGCUCUAGCAGGGGCCAUCCCACCCCAGGACGAACAGACGGAGUGGCACUACCAGCCCACGUGAGACCACGAGGCCACAGGGCACCACGGCUGGCUGCUGCGGUGCCAGGGUCAGAGCUGUGCCAAGGGUGCGAAGGUGUGCCAUGGUGCACAAGGUCAUGUCCAUGGUGUGCAAACCUGUGCCAUGGUGUGUAAGGCUAUGCCCAUGGUGUACAAAGCCAUGACAUGGCAUGCAAGACCAUGCCAUUGUGUGCAAGGACAUGCCAACAGUGUGUAAACCCGUGCCAUGGUGUGCAAAGCUGUGCCAUGGUGUGCAAGGCCAUGCCACGGUGUGCAAACCUGUGCUACGGUGUGCUAAGCCUUACCCACAGUGCACAAGGCCAUGGCAUGGUGUGCAAGGCUGUGACAUGGUGGGCAAGGCUGCGCCAGCGUGCAAGGACAUGCCCACAGUGUGCACACCUGUGCCACAGGGUGCAAUGCCAUGCCACAGUGUGCAAAGGCUGUGCCUGUGGUAUGCAAACCUGUCCCACGGUAUUCAAGGCCGUGCCAGGGCGUGCUACCUCGUGCCCCUGGUGUGCAAACCUGUGCCACAGCGUGCAAGACCAGGCCAGUGCACAAUGCUGUGCCCAAGGUGACCACGCUAGC
Falco peregrinus (peregrine falcon) is the source of this 1976-nucleotide messenger RNA. RefSeq lists its product as uncharacterized. The record is from RefSeq and is a predicted model, not a curated record. Gene Ontology annotation, molecular function: serine hydrolase activity. The coding region runs from base 203 to 1339 and encodes 378 amino acids. NCBI's taxonomy places the organism in Eukaryota, Metazoa, Chordata, Aves, Falconiformes, Falconidae. The transcript has 3 exons.